Penicillium bovifimosum is the source of this 600-nucleotide messenger RNA. RefSeq lists its product as uncharacterized. Bases 1 to 600 code for a protein of 199 amino acids. The transcript has a single exon. Lineage: Eukaryota; Fungi; Ascomycota; Eurotiomycetes; Eurotiales; Aspergillaceae. The record is from RefSeq and is a predicted model, not a curated record.
AUGCGGGUAGCCUCAAUUCUCACCAUGGCAGCUCUAGCCGCCGCCGAAACCACCACAACAAUCGGCUUCCUCGGCGCCGACUUUGUCGACAUCACCAUCCCAUCCUACACGAGCAUCGCCGCCAGCAUCACCGGAAUCAACGCGUUAGCCACCACCUACGUGGUGAAAUGUCUCAAAGACGCCCCGAAGUCCGACUGCCACAUCGAAGACCCCUGGACCAUCAUCCAAGGCCAGAACACCAUGAGCUUGACCGGUGUCUACACUGCCUGGAGCACGGGGGAUGUCAAUGCCGUAACUGCCACCCGUGACAUCCAGUGCUCUUUUACUGCGAUAUCGGAAUCCGUGUCUUGCUCGAUUAGUUACCAGAUGACCGGCACGGUCAACGGUAUGUCGACUAGCACUUCGACUUCCACUUCGACGAAGACUAUCCCGACAGAUAAGAUCACCUACUAUGGUCUGGCGGUUACGGGUGGCAUAGAAUCUUUCACUGCUACUGAGGCUACACACACUCCGAGUGGUGCUGCUGGGGCUCAGAAGCCGUUGAUUACGGCGGCGCCGAUGGGUGUUGCGGCUGCUCUUGGUUUGGCGGCUUUGCUUUGA